GCUUUGUGCAAACAGUCUGCAGUCCAUUUUCGCCUCCUCGAACGAUUCAAGCGCUUCAGCUACUGGUUUAGCUUCCUCUUAUACCCGCCGUUGUAAUAUCCGCUCAGUGGAACACCAAUUAUACUGACACAGGCUUUUACCACCACAACCUAUUAUGACGCCGACUUGCCCGUCCGAUAACACUAUAGACGUGGACCAAUCCAGCUUCUGGAGCUCUGGCAAUCUGAACUGGGACGAACAUCGAAUAGGAUGGGCGAUUGCGGGAGGAUGUGCUAUGCUAACAGUUCUUAUUUCAAUGGUUUCGGUCCUGGGGCAUUGUCGAAAUUAUACCAAACCCAGCGAGCAGCGUCAAAUUCUGCGAAUCCUGUACAUGCCACCAGUAUACGCUGUUAUUUCAUUCUUUUCCUACCGAUAUUUCCGGAGUUACACAUACUACUCGCUCAUCGAAACCGCAUACGAGGCUAUCACCUUGAGUGCAUUCCUACUCCUUUUGAUCGAAUUCGUGGCAGACACGGCCGCAGGUCGCGAUGCCACAAAGGCAAUUGAACGAAAGGGUAAAAGGAGUUUACCGAUUCCUUUCUGCUGUUGGAAAUAUCGACCAACAAAGCCUUACUUCAUGUACACCGUCAAGUGGUCAGUUUUACAAUACGUUAUCUUCCGACCAGCUGUAUCUAUCGCUGGAAUCGUCUGUGAAGUAUACAACGUGCUUUGCGAGUCUGGCCCUUACAGCAUAUAUUUUGCCAAUGUCUAUCUCGAGGCCAUUGAUUUCGUCAGUAUCAGUGUGGCACUCUAUGGUCUUUUGCUGUUUUAUGGACUCACCAAAGAGGAAUUGGUUGGGCGACGACCAAUGGCUAAAUUUCUCUCCAUCAAGCUCAUCGUGAUGUUCACUUUUUAUCAGUCCUUUGUCUUUAGCGCACUGGAAGGCCGUGUCAUCAAAGCUACCGAAUACUGGACUGCGGCCAAUAUCGCAGAUGGUCUUAAUGCGCUGGCCAUUUGCAUUGAGAUGGUUUUCUUCUCGGUACUGAUGAUGUGGGCAUACACAGUCAAUGAAUACAAAGCGGCAGAAGACAAGAAGACAAGCAUAUGGCGUCCAUUAUGGGACAGCGUCAAUUACUGGGAUUUUAUCACAGAGAUAGGAGGCUCAUUCAAGUUCUUCUUUAACUACACCCGUGGCGCCUCGUCAACUCACUCAAGUAGGAAGAUGAAUUUUGCACAGGCAUUUGGGGUCGGCGGUAGGUCAGUGAAAGAUGGUGAUAAGUCACUCACCGAGGAAUCAAUAAGGCUAGCUCCAUAUCCCUACAGUGACCCCCACAACGCCAACAGCGCCAGUCCCGUGUUGUCAUAAUCAGGUCAAACCAGUGUUACAUAUCAAGGACAUCUUCAUUAUCUAUCUCACUUUACUUGCUUGCUUUUAUAUAUCCACACUCUUUACCUGCGUAUAACUGUGUUAUCGACCUUUAAUACGUCUGACUACGCGACACCACAGAAGUUCGGCAGUGCCGAACAUGUCUGCAUGUAUAACAUUGUACUAUACCAUUUUGUACAUAGAACGCGAUGAGUAUAACGUGCCAGCUUUUAUAAUUAUAUUUACAAGAUAUCUC
This is a messenger RNA of Suillus subaureus, 1601 nucleotides long. Its product is annotated as organic solute transporter Ostalpha-domain-containing protein. Lineage: Eukaryota; Fungi; Basidiomycota; Agaricomycetes; Boletales; Suillaceae. The transcript is spliced from 17 exons. Bases 155 to 1345 code for a protein of 396 amino acids. The record is from RefSeq and is a predicted model, not a curated record. Gene Ontology annotation, molecular function: transporter activity. Gene Ontology annotation, biological process: transport.